This is a messenger RNA of Paramecium octaurelia, 627 nucleotides long. Lineage: Eukaryota; Ciliophora; Oligohymenophorea; Peniculida; Parameciidae. The record is from the annotation of a GenBank genome assembly.
AUGCUUGACUGCUGUUCCUUGUGUGAAAAACAUAGGGGAAAGAUUAAGAAAGGGCUAUUCUUAUUUCCUGCUGAAUUCAAACAAUAAUAUUAGAAUUGUUACAUUUCAUAAAUUGUGUUGAAAUUGAUAGCUUUGAACAACAAUGAACCGAUUCAUUAGGAUAGUUUCGUGGUUAUAGACAAUGACCUUAUUAUCUGUGAAUUGUGUUGGUAAUUGAUGUAAUAUGGGUUCACAUGUUAGAAGUGUAAAACUCUUAAUUUUAUAUAAAAUGAUAAUUAAAGAAGGUGUCAAUUUUGUAACACUAAUUUAUGCCUCAGUUGUGGGAAGCAAUUAGAUCUGUUCAGAAACAACCAAUAGAAUUGUUAUCAAUGUUAGAGACAAGAAAUAAUUUCAUAUAAGAUUGCCUACAUUGUGAUGAUAAUUGUAGUGGGAUUACUGCUACCGUAUUUGGCUCUCACCUACCUUUUAACUAAGUUCUUUGACCCUAUUCAUUAAUACGCGUUUUGUAGGAAAAGCGCCAUGAGAACGUUAUUGUUAUUUGUUAUUUUGUUUCCAAUAAUGUUCCCAUAUGCUUUAAUCGAAAUUGUUGUUGCUGGCUUCAAAGCAAUAAUAAGAAAUUUAAGGUGA